GACUUUUCCAGGCACAGGUCAGCAUGCAGCUAGAACUUUUCAUUACCGUACUCCUCAUACAGAAUCAGGUGCUGGUUGCUACCGCCUCUUCUUCCUCAGAGGAAGAUGAGAACAGUGAGCAUGAUGGGACCAAUGACAAAAAUUCCUCCCAUGAACAUCACUGGGGCUAUGAUGACCAGGAAGGAUGGUCAUCUGCUUUCCAACACUGCAGUGGACAAUCACAGUCUCCCAUUGACAUUAAAACUAGCAAGGUCAUCUAUGAUUCCAGCCUGCCUCACAUAGAGCUGGAUGGCUAUGAUUUAAAAGCCGACCCUACUCUAAAGUUGCAAAACAAUGGGCAUACACUGCAGCUGAGUUUGCCCAACACUAUGCGGAUAGUAAAAGGAUUCGACCAGGUCUACCUGGCAGCCCAGCUUCACUUUCACUGGGGGACCAUAGCAGUGCCUGGAUCAGAGCAUACCAUAGAUAACAUUCAUUUCCCUGCUGAGAUCCAUGUGGUUCACUAUAACUCAAAAUACACUAAUUCUUCUGAGGCUGAGAGCAAACCAGAUGGACUUGCUGUAUUAGGCGCGUUCAUUGGGAUUGGCCUUAAGGACAAUGAAAACUAUGAGAAAAUCCUGUCUGCACUUAAUGAUGUUAGCAUAGAAGAUUCUGGUACAGACAUCCCAGGUUUUAACGUCCGUCAUCUCCUACCAAACAAUCUUGAGAAGUUUUAUAGGUACAAAGGAUCCCUAACAACUCCGCCAUGCUUCCAAACUGUUAACUGGACAUUGUUCAGUGAGACAGUCAUGGUAUCAAGGAGACAGCUGGCUGCCCUGGAAGACACACUGAAAGCAGGUCACAAACAGCUGCUGUCCAAAAACUUCAGAGCUGCACAACUUCUUCAUGGUAGACCAGUCCUGGCUUCCUUCACUAGUUCACAGAGUGUCAACAAAGACCCAUCAGAGAUAAAACCUAGAGUUACACCUAGUGAGGGCAUGUCCAGAGGUGAUAAGUUUGCCAUUGCCUUUGGAGCCUUGUUCAUAGUGACUUUGUUGUCUUCUUUGAUCUAUAUUUCUAAACUGCGGAAAACGAACUCAAUAUCUAAUAAAGACACCAGACAAGAUGUUAUUUAUAAGCCAGCAAUCAAAGAUGAUGUAUAAAAACACAUUUAUUUUGCUACCAGAAAGUCACAUAUUUGUACAAAAAACAGUUUUGAAGAAUUGCAAAGUUAUUUAAAUGUUUCAAAGGAAAUCUAAUUUCAGUA
Messenger RNA from Electrophorus electricus (electric eel), 1246 nucleotides. RefSeq names its product carbonic anhydrase IX (gene ca9). Lineage: Eukaryota; Metazoa; Chordata; Actinopteri; Gymnotiformes; Gymnotidae. Gene Ontology annotation, molecular function: carbonate dehydratase activity; zinc ion binding. The record is from RefSeq and is a predicted model, not a curated record. Gene Ontology annotation, cellular component: plasma membrane.